This is a messenger RNA of Scatophagus argus, 1048 nucleotides long. RefSeq names its product pro-neuregulin-4, membrane-bound isoform-like. The record is from RefSeq and is a predicted model, not a curated record. The transcript is spliced from 5 exons. Gene Ontology annotation, biological process: epidermal growth factor receptor signaling pathway; positive regulation of mitotic nuclear division; positive regulation of cell population proliferation. Bases 141 to 470 code for a protein of 109 amino acids. Lineage: Eukaryota; Metazoa; Chordata; Actinopteri; Scatophagidae.
CGCCCACGUGCGUCUUCUCCAACAAAAAGCAGUUCACAUUUACUUAGAAGCGUCACAAUGACUCACCUUGGGAACCUGCGCUAACUACCAAAAGCUGGGAUUUCACGAGCUGGAAACGGCAGCAAGAAAACGUAUCCCAAAUGAUGGCAGAUCAUGGAGACCUUUGUGUUGGACAGGAAGCCAACUACUGCAUGAAUGGAGGGACCUGCUAUAAAAUACCAUCUAUGAAUACACUCUCCUGUGUGUGUGAUGAAAAUUACAAAGGCAGCAGAUGCGAGCAGUUCCAACUCUUCAGCAGUUCCACCAAUGCAGGGGAGGCAGGGUUGAUUGCAGCCGUGGUCAUCGUUGCCCUCCUCAUCUUCGUGAUCCUGGUAGUUGUUAUCUACUACAUACGCAAGAUGUGGAAGGCCAAGCAACAGAGCCAACAGAACGAUCAGCAACAGUACUGGAGAGUAAAACCAAGAGUAUGAGCUUUUCUUCUGAUGUGCAUAUUAUUCACUUGUGGUUGUGCUAGAUGGGAUGAGAAAUGAGUGUCGCUUUGUGCCUCGUUGGACUUGAUACUGUUUUGGAUAUGAAUAUGAAAGACCAACAGACGGCGGAGAACUGCUGCUCUGACCUCAACUAAAGUCGAGGCAGGUGAAGAGCGGAGAGCCGAUUAAUUGCCUCAUGAGAUUUCUGGAUUCCACGCGAUUCGAACAAAGGUGUAACUCAUUAACACACACACAGAAGCAAGGUGUGAAGCGGCUGUGCGCGAGUGGGAAUCGAAUCACACCUUGCACAGUAUCUUUUUAAACACAUCUAUGUAGUAGGCACUGGCGUUACUUGUGUUAAAUCACAUUUCAAUUUAUGUGCUUUGUCUGAACUAUAUUUACAAAGCAUAGGUAGACUACCGGUAUGUAAAAAAAGACAUGUUGUGAAAGAUUAUUCUAAAUAUCAAAUUGGUAAUAUGGGAUUAUGAAAUGACCCCCUGUAUCAAUUAAUCAAUAUGCUUAAGAUGUUAUUAGUAAAUAUUUGAAAAAUUUGUAAAUACAUGCAAUGGACCCCUGAA